This is a messenger RNA of Rotaria sordida, 1271 nucleotides long. Lineage: Eukaryota; Metazoa; Rotifera; Eurotatoria; Philodinida; Philodinidae. The record is from the annotation of a GenBank genome assembly.
AUGCGACCUGAUGGUUUUAUUAAUACCCCACCCGAAGCAACUGUUGUUUCUCCACAAUACGUGAUUGUCAAUCGAACAACUCAGAUUAAAAUACCUGUAUCAGAUGCCGAUACCGGUGAUACUGUUCGUUGUCGAUGGUCCGUGUAUACAGCCGGAUCUCGAAAACGAAGACAAGGGUCUGAAUACGAAGGGUUCUACAAUGAACGCAUUGUCAACAUGUAUAGGAAACUAACUUCAGAUGGAGAAACUGCUCACAUAAGAAGAAAACGCAAACCAUCACCUCCAGAUCCAUGUAAUACUAAGACUUGUAAUAGUUAUUGCAAAAACACGUGUCCAUGCCGUUGCUCGACUUGCACAGGUACCACUUGCAGUGGUGAUACAUGCGUUGCACCAAAAUCCUAUUGUCCACACGGUACAACUACAGUCGAAACUCCAGGAACUGUACCAACAACUAUAUCUUACCCCAGUCGUCAGCCAAUUGAUGAAUGUGGUGGCAUUUGCUAUCCAAGUAGUGUACCUAGUGGUACAACUUUAUCCAACUGCAGUUUGUCAUUCAAGGGGAUGGUCCCGAAUAGGUGGUAUGCAAUUGCUAUUCAGGUUGAAGACUUCAUUAAUUCAACGAGUACUACUGCAUUGAGUUCUGUACCCGUACAAUUUUUGAUUUAUGUCAUGCCAGAACCAACAUGUUCAACAUCACCUACCAUCAUUCCUCUCAAAGGUUGUUUGGAGGUGAAAGUUGGCGUUAUGAAAACUUUUAAUAUAUCCGUGGUGAAUCAAUGUGAUCCUACCGAAACUGAUAUUACUGAUCUCUUUGUGUCGAAUAGCAUCACUGGCAUGGUUGCUGGAAAUUUGACUUCUUCGCCGACUAAUGAUUCUCUACUCUAUGUCAUAUUCACUUGGACACCACAAUUAAGUCAGCUUGGAUCUCAGACAUUAUGCACGAUUGCCUUCACCGAUGAACAGGUGCAAUCUGCACAGUAUUGUGUCUCAUUUACUGUGGUAACGUCAGCUGCAGAUUGUAUAACAACAACAACCACAACGUCUACAACAUCGACCACCACCACCAAGACAACAUCGACCACCACGACAACAACAAAGACCACCACUACAACCACUACGACCACUUCAACUACUUCGACUACAUCAACUUCAACUACUUCAACUACAUCAACUUCAACUACUUCAACUACAUCAACUUCAACUACAUCAACUACAUCAACUUCGACUACAUCAACUACAUCAACUUCAACUACAUCAACUUCAACUAGUUC